Molecule: messenger RNA, 5412 nt
Organism: Salvelinus namaycush (lake trout)
Lineage: Eukaryota; Metazoa; Chordata; Actinopteri; Salmoniformes; Salmonidae
Gene: clcn3
Product: chloride channel 3
Exons: 15
Coding region: 350-2983 (877 amino acids)
Biological process (GO): transmembrane transport; chloride transport
Cellular component (GO): Golgi apparatus; early endosome; synaptic vesicle
Molecular function (GO): voltage-gated chloride channel activity
Source: RefSeq, a predicted model, not a curated record
ACAGCUGUCUGUGCGGGUCGCUACAUUAUUGCCAAUCCAAUUUCAAGGAGGCAAAUUUUGGCUACUUCUAAUUUAUGUUUUAUUGCACGUUAUUAAAAUAAAAAUAUAUUCUGUCCAGGCUCCUUGCCCCCAUUUCACGCUCCUGACGGCUGCGAUGGGGUGGGAGAUCAAGAAACCGGAAGUAAACGUCAUUGACACAGGAAUGGGACAGAAAAAAAACAUCAUGGGGAGAAUGUCAAAUAUAUUUUUGUAAAAACUCAACGUUUCUACUCAAGAAAAGGAUGAUUCAUUUUGUGCAGGGUGGAAUAGCGGCAUCGAAAAGGGCACUGCCUGCGUAGCACGUAGCUAAAUGGAGUCGGAGCAGCUCUUCAACAGGAAGGGCUACUACAGGAACAGCUACAACAGCAUUGCCAGUGCCAGCAGCGACGAGGAGCUACUGGAUGGCGCCGGAGUCGUCAUGGACUUCCACACCUCCGAGGACGACAACCUUCUGGACGGAGACGCCACCUCCCCAGGAUCUAACUACGUCAUGUCUAACGGGGGCGGGGUGAUGAGUAGCACCACCCACCUGCUGGACUUCCUGGAGGAGCCCAUCCCGGGGGUCGGCACCUAUGAUGACUUCCACACCAUCGACUGGGUCCGGGAGAAGUGCAAGGACCGGGAACGCCACCGCAAGAUCAAUGCUAAGAAGAAGGAAUCAGCUUGGGAGUUUACCAAGAGCCUGUAUGAUGCCUGGUCUGGGUGGCUGGUGGUGACGCUGACAGGGCUGGCCUCAGGUGCUCUGGCUGGUCUAAUCGACAUCGCUGCUGAUUGGCUGAACGACAUCAAGGAGGGUGUGUGUCUGAAUGCCAUGUGGUUCAACCACGAGCAGUGCUGCUGGGGCUCCAACGAGACCACGUUCGCUGAGAGGGACAAGUGUCCUCAGUGGAAGAGCUGGGCGGGGCUCAUCCUGGGCCAGGAAGAGGGCCCUGGUUCCUACAUCAUGAACUACUUCAUGUACAUCUACUGGGCUUUGUCCUUCGCCUUCCUGGCCGUGUUACUGGUCAAGGUGUUCGCCCCUUACGCCUGUGGCUCCGGUAUACCUGAGAUAAAGACCAUUCUCAGUGGGUUCAUCAUCCGGGGUUACCUGGGGAAGUGGACCCUGCUGAUCAAGACGGUGACCCUGGUGCUGGCUGUAGCGUCUGGGCUGAGCCUGGGGAAGGAGGGACCCUUGGUCCACGUGGCCUGCUGUUGUGGAAACAUUUUCUCAUAUCUCUUCCCCAAGUACAGUAAGAACGAGGCCAAAAAGCGAGAGGUCCUAUCUGCAGCGUCAGCGGCUGGGGUGUCUGUCGCUUUCGGUGCUCCCAUAGGAGGAGUACUCUUCAGCUUGGAGGAGGUGAGCUACUACUUCCCUCUGAAGACCCUGUGGCGCUCCUUCUUCGCUGCAUUGGUGGCAGCCUUCGUCCUCCGCUCCAUCAACCCGUUUGGCAACAGCCGUCUGGUCCUGUUCUACGUGGAGUACCACACCCCCUGGUACCUGUUUGAGCUUAUCCCCUUCAUCCUGCUGGGGGUGUUUGGAGGCCUCUGGGGGGCCUUCUUCAUCAAGGCCAACAUCGCCUGGUGCCGAAGGAGGAAAUCCACCCGCUUCGGGAAGUACCCCAUCCUGGAGGUGAUCUUCGUGGCGGCCAUUACCGCGGUCGUGGCGUUCCCCAACCCGUACACGCGGCAGAACACCAGCGAGCUGAUUAAAGAGUUGUUUACCGACUGCGGACCCUUGGAGUCGUCCCAGCUGUGCCAGUACAGGAGUCAGAUGAACGGGAGCAAGGCGUUUGUGGACGCGUCUCCCAACAAGCCGGCGGGACCCGGGGUGUACGCAGCCAUUUGGCAGCUGUGCCUGGCGCUCAUCUUCAAGAUCAUCAUGACCAUCUUCACCUUCGGACUUAAGGUUCCUGCUGGCCUGUUCAUCCCCAGUAUGGCCAUCGGGGCGAUCGCCGGGCGUAUCGUUGGCAUCGCCGUGGAGCAGCUGGCGUACUACCACCACGACUGGUUAGUGUUCAGGGAGUGGUGCGAGGUAGGCACCGACUGCAUCACCCCGGGACUCUAUGCCAUGGUGGGGGCCGCCGCAUGUCUGGGUGGUGUCACGCGGAUGACCGUGUCUCUCGUGGUCAUCGUGUUUGAGCUGACGGGCGGCCUGGAGUACAUCGUGCCACUCAUGGCCGCCGUCAUGACCAGCAAGUGGGUGGGCGACGCCUUUGGGCGCGAGGGCAUCUACGAAUCACACAUCCGCCUGAACGGGUACCCCUUCCUCGACGCCAAGGAGGAGUUCACACACACCACGCUGGCGCGGGAGGUGAUGCGGCCGCGGCGUAGUGAUCCACCGUUAGCGGUGCUGACGCAGGACGACCUGACAGUGGAGGAACUACAGGGGAUCAUCAACGAGACCAGCUACAACGGCUUCCCUGUCAUCGUCUCCAAGGAGUCCCAGAGACUGGUUGGCUUCGCUCUGCGCAGGGACAUCACCAUCGCUAUAGAGAACGCACGGCGGAAGCAGGAGGGUAUCCUGCUGACGUCGCGGGUCUACUUCACGCAGCACGCCCCUACGCUGCCCGCCGACAGCCCGCGGCCCCUCAAGCUGCGCUCCAUCCUGGACAUGAGCCCCUUCACCGUGACCGACCACACGCCCAUGGAGAUCGUGGUGGACAUCUUCCGCAAGCUGGGCCUCCGCCAGUGUCUGGUGACACACAACGGGAUUGUAUUGGGCGUCAUCACUAAGAAGAAUAUAUUAGAGCAUCUGGAGGAGCUCAAGGAACACACGGAGCCCCUGGCGUCUCCUUGGUAUUAUCACAAAAAAAGAUAUCCUUCGUCAUAUGGCCCAGAUGGCCAACCAAGACCCCGACAACAUAAUGUUCAACUAGUCACCGCCUUCCCGGGUCGUCAAGCUGACGAGGAGGAAAGCGAGGAGGAGGUGGUAAACCUACUGGACGGCCGCGGCUCCACCCUAUGACGCACAGCCCACCCCCUCUGGGACACACCACCCCAAAUCCACCUCAAUACUAAACCAGACUGACUGAACCCAAUAGAGCCCUCUAGAGGCCACAGGAAGGAAGAGACAAACAGACUCUAAAAGGACUUUAAAAAUGGCUGCUGUGAGGGACGUUUUGGUCCCUAGGUAGCAGCUACUAUAGGCUGGGGUAUAUAUACACAAGGAAUGCAAUUUUAACACGCACCUCCAUUUACAUACAGAAACAUACAUACAUGAGAUCAGACUCACUCAGAUGCCACACAAGCAUGCCACUAGCCGAAUUGCACCUCCUUCAAACAUACACUCUUCAUGCUCCUUCGUCCUUGUCCUGUUUCUAUUGGCUCACGCUGGCGUACAUUGCUGUGAGCCUGAAGCCUGGCUACCGAGGCAAGAGGUCAGAAUGAUCCGCUAGAAUGCGAGGAGGGACCUUCAGACACCUCGACUGCUGAUUGGCUGUCAGCCCUGCCAGGCUCCACCCCCACUGUGUCCCUCCCACCCCCGUCCGUCCUCAAAAGCAUUGUUUACCUGUGAACUCUCUUUGAGCGAGAGAAUGCAUGUGUGCGUUUCACCUCCACGUUCCAAUCAGGUUGUCAUAGUAACCUGAAACAACACUCUCCCACCCUCCCCCCUAAAGGCAUCCGCCUGAUAUUAGACUGGGCGUUGCUCCAAGGUGUAUGUAUGUGUGGGUGUGUGUGUGUGUGAGAGAGGAAGGAAGAUCAAGGGUACAAGCAGGAUGUACUGGAGUAGUUAGUUAAUGUCUGAGUGUUGUAGUUCAAGAACAAAAUGUCUCUUUCUGAUGUAUGUGAAAACAUUCUGUACAGAAGAGUCCGAUACUCAUCGGUUACAUAUACCCCCUGUUGAAGUAAAGGGUGAAUAACUGUGUGUGCGCGCAUGUGCGUACCUUUUUGAUCUGAGCCAGGUAGGCAAUAUGCCAUAGAGGUGUGUGCGCAUAAGUAUCAGAUGAGAAAAGACUUGUCUGUUUCUCCGACAUUGAAGGUGGGCAUAUCAAAAAAAAAUAGGAACAUUAACUCAAGGUUGCGUUCUGUUACUGGAGAAAAAAAUGUAUCCUUUUUUCUUUUCAAACUAUUACUAAUGCAACUACUUUUAGAGUAUUGAUAUAUACAUAAUCAAGUAACUUUUUACGGCUUGUAAUGAAACAAAGUCAAGACUGGAAAACCACUUUUUUUUAAAGUGAACAAAAUAAAUGGAUGAUUAUGAGGAUGUUGAUGGUAAUACUGCACAGUAACCAUGUCUUAGAUAUUUUACUUUGCUUAAUUAAGCUGCCUCAUGGUGUGAGAAAUGUGUCUUGUAUUUUCCACUGGAGCUUAAUCUUUUCUUGCAUAUCUCCUCCUCUGCCUAGUUGUCAGGUUCAACAUGAAAUCUUCUUCGCAUUUGUAGAUUUAAAACAUGAUUUGAAAGGACUGAAAUAGGAGGUACAUUUCAUACAACACUCAAAUGACCAUACCACGUUUUUUGGAGGUGUGCCAGUAACUCCUUUAAACUUCAAUAAAGUCUCUUGUAUAUUUUACUUGGGGAUAUGUAGAAGCGCACAGUACACAAAAGGAAAAAGUUUUGAACCCUCCAUGUGUAAACCUAGACUCAUGGAAAAAAUAAUAUAGGAUCGUAUAUCUGAUUCACCCUUUUAAUGUGUGGUUCACCACAGGAAGCAGCGACCUCAAUGCGCGCGCCAGUCAAAGGAGUCCUCUCUCUGGCUUUGUUUCAAUGACAAGAUGCAUAGAGUAGCACCUUAGCGAAGGCUAUGGCUGUGUCCCAAAUGGCACCCUUUUCUCUAUAUAGUGCAAUAUAUAGGGAAAAGGGUGCCAUUUGAGGCACACAUUAAAGCGUGUGUAGGCAAGUGGUGACUACAUGUUUCUCUCUAUUACAUUGAUAGUUUUAGGUCAUUCAUUAGCCACCAAACAUAAUAAAACAAACAGGGAGGGACUUGGUCCAAUAAGAAACUGAUAUUUUCCGUUGCCAAAUGUUUUUAAAACGUUUUCCAUUGCGUGCCCUAAUGCAGGGUUUCCCAAACUCGGUCCUGGGUGCACAUUUAGUUUUUUGCCCUAGCACUACACAGCUGUUUCAAAUAACCAACUCAUCAAGCGUUGAUUAUUUUGAAUCACCUGUGUCGAGCGAGGGCAAAGACAAAAUGUGCACCCAGGGUGGGCCUCCGGACCGAGUUUGGGAAACCCUGCCCUAAUGGAUUCAACCCUGCUGUUGGUUGACGAGCGCAUCGUCCUUGUUAACCCAUGUGGUGUCACCAAACACUUAUUUUCAUAACUUCAUACUGAUCAAUGUUUUUCCUUUUAUUUAUGGUAGUUAGUUGUACAUUAAUUGUAUGAUGGUUUGAUUGUACAUUUAAAACAAUAUGUAAAAGUUAAUUGUUUUAAAUUAAAAUUUGAAAAUUGCAAAAA